Xiphophorus couchianus (Monterrey platyfish) is the source of this 1933-nucleotide messenger RNA. Its product is annotated as cell number regulator 10-like. Lineage: Eukaryota; Metazoa; Chordata; Actinopteri; Cyprinodontiformes; Poeciliidae. The coding region runs from base 214 to 840 and encodes 208 amino acids. The transcript has 5 exons. The record is from RefSeq and is a predicted model, not a curated record.
CAGUCAAAAGGGAGGAUGGGUGUUUUCAUAUCAAAUUACAAAAUGAAAUAUUUGUGUGAGCAAGCCAAAGCAAAUCUUACUGCAAACCACACAUUCGCCGAUAUCCACAGAGAUGUAAGGAAGGUCUCCCGCAAGAGCAGAAACCUUUAGAGCUGAUUGAGUCUCUCCUGGUCACAGACGGUCAUAAUUCAGUUUGUGGCUGAACUGGGUAGGAUGUCAGAAACUCCCCCGAUAGCCUGGAAAAGUGGUCUAUUUGACUGCUUUGAAGACGUGAAUACUUGUUGCUAUGGCUUCUGGUGUUGCCCUUUCCUUGCCUGCACCGUUUCAAGAAGAUUUGGAGAGAAUUACUGUUUGCCUUUAUGCGACAUGUUAUGUCCUGUUGUGUUUGCUGCCUGUGGAAUGCCUCUGUUUUUCACCCCUGCAGCACUGUCUUUGAGGGCCUCCAUUCGUAACAAACACGGAAUAAAGGGUUCCCUGUGCGAAGACAUAUUUGCUUCCUGUUGCUGUGUCUGGUGCUCCUGGUGUCAGAUGCAUCGUGAGCUAAAGGAGUACACUCCUGUUGUUGUCAUUGUGCAGCAGCCCCAGACACAGCAGCCACCAACUGUGGUCAACAUGCAGACUAAUCCUGUCAUGACGGUUAACCAAAACUCUGCUUCACCUCCUGGCGGUUUUCAAAACCCUGUUGGGUUUCAAAACUUUCCCGAAAGCCCUCCUUGGUUUCAGAAUUGUCCUCAAUAUCCUGGUGGGUUUCAAAACUCUCAAACUCCUGUUAGUUUUCAAAAUCCUGCUCAAAGUCCUACAGGACUACAAAAUGAAAACGAUCUUGAUUUUAAAGAGUAACAUUUCUGUACAAAUUUGUCAAAAGUUAAAUUCUUCAGAUCAGUAUUGACAGUCAAGUCAAUACUUCCUAUAAAAAUAAAAUGUUAAAUGUGACCUUGAAGUUCAUAUGCAUAUUUUCUUAUAAACAUCGUGUGUCUACUUCCUUCAUUUCAAAUAAAAAAAAAAAAACAUAAUCCCAAUAACGCACCUGAAAAUAUAUAAAUGAGUGACUAAUACAUUAAAUUUAGUUAGAAUUAGGGGCCGGCGUUUAUAUUGUUUAUUGUGAUAUAUUUCUUAGGAGUUUUGAUUUAUCAUUGUCACAAUAAAUUCUAAUUGAUGUUUAAAACUCUCCAAAACUCUCUGUAAUGUCAGGAUUAUUAGUUUUACUAUUUUCUACACUGUUUGUUCAAUAAAUAUCAGUACUUUUUUGAAAUAUGACUAAAUUCAGUUUCUGUGUGCAGAUUAGUGACAGUAAUCACUAAUCUUAUGUUUUUCAAGAGAAGUGUUUGUUUGUGCAGCUGCUCUUGAUGUGCCAUACAAUCACAGCCAUAGUUACCUAAAGUAGUAAUAGUUAGCGUCACUUUCAUUGUUAUUACAAUGUUAGACUACUAUAAAGCUUUAAGUCCAUAUCACCCACCCUUAACUAUAAUACCGAUAAACAAUCAUUCUUUCACUUUUAUUCAGUCAUAAGUGUUAAAUUCAUAUGAUAUAGAUUUAUACAGUGGCAUAUUUGUGUUUUUACUGGUCAUUGUCACAUUUGACUUACAGCUAAUGAAAUUGGAUUUUUAGAAAUCUAGAUUACAUAAAAAUGUGAUUUCAUUUAAGCUUGAUGCUGGACCACAUUGCCAAAGAUACAAGUAACUGGGUUUAUGAUUAUAUCAUUGCGGGUGUGUAAAACCAGGGAAAACCAGCUUUGAAAGAUGUCCCUAAAGCAAGUAAACAUUUUCCUAGAAUGUUUCACAUGAAUGUGUGUUGGUAAACAUAACAUUAACUGUCAGGGAGGGAGAUAUGUACAGCUUGACUCUGUGUGCCUUCAGAACAGGGUAAAACACUGCACUGUAUUAUCCUAAUUCUGGUUGUCAACAUGAAAUAAAGCAAAACAACUGAAGCCAAA